Messenger RNA from Capronia coronata CBS 617.96, 1950 nucleotides. RefSeq lists its product as uncharacterized. The transcript has a single exon. Gene Ontology annotation, biological process: lipid metabolic process; phosphatidylinositol-mediated signaling. The record is from RefSeq and is a predicted model, not a curated record. Gene Ontology annotation, molecular function: phosphatidylinositol-4,5-bisphosphate phospholipase C activity. The coding region runs from base 1 to 1950 and encodes 649 amino acids. Lineage: Eukaryota; Fungi; Ascomycota; Eurotiomycetes; Chaetothyriales; Herpotrichiellaceae.
AUGACCACACUUCCUAUUCGUGCCGCUGGCGGCAGCCAGUCGUCCAGCAUUUCCGAUGUUGUCUCUCCAACACCGUUCUCGGAGUCGGUGCUGGCAAAGAUCAUGUUCGCUUACAGGCAUUCGCCGUCUCAAGAUGGCCAACACUUUACUGAUGAGGCGUCGUUCUUGUCUUAUAUGGCAUCGGACAAGUCAAGCGCCAUGGCUGACCUCAAGUCGAAUGACUUAAGCUUCCCGCUCUCCUCCUAUUAUAUCAGCUCGAGUCACAAUACAUAUCUUUCCGGCCACCAGCUAUACGGCGACGCAAGUGUCGAUGCGUACAAGAACGUCCUGAAACGGGGGUGCAGGUGUCUAGAAAUAGACGUGUGGGACGGUGACAGCGAUUCGGAGACGAGCAGCUCGGAUGCUGAAGAAGAGCAAGGCGGCAGACAUGGACGGCCAAGAUCAGACUCCAAACCAUCACGAUGGAACAGAGUGAAGGCUCGUGCAGCAAGGAUGCGAUCUCGCUCCCCGUCUGGAUCUCUGUUGAACAACAGCCAGCCUCGAGAUCUGGGUCCUUUCCACAACUUGAAUGCCAAUGGUCAGAACAGGACUGAUGCUGCAUCUGGGCAAUCCGAAAAGUCAAUUCAGAGCCCGGGUUACCUGCAUCCCCCACAACCACCCUCUGUCUCCUGGAGGAGCGAGCCACAAGUUCUCCACGGCUACACUCUGACACAGCCAGUCUCAUUCCGCUCCGUGUGUCAGUCUAUCAAGGACUCGGCAUUUCUGUCUACUGACCUUCCUAUAAUCGUCUCGCUCGAAGUUCAUGCCUGCCUUACUCAGCAGGAGAUGAUGGUGGAUAUUAUGCGGGACAUCUGGUCGGGAUUACUAGUAGACAUCAGCACAGAGAAAGACAUCUCGGUCCUCCCAUCGCCAGAAUCGUUGAAGCGGAAAAUUCUGAUCAAAGUCAAGUGGACGACAGACCCGGACACUGGCGAAUCUAACAACCCCGUUGACCAGGUUGUAUCCAACCCUACCAGCAGGAGCACAGAAGACGGAACAGCCAGUUCAAUAGACAAGAGAGAGAAGGCCUCUAAGGUCCUCAAAGCCCUUUCUGAACUAGGUGUCUACACUCGGGCAUAUAGUUUCAAGCACUUCGCGCAACCGGAAGCGUCCAUCCCUACCCAUGUCUUCAGCUUGUCUGAAAGCAAGGUGCACUCCAUGCAUUCAGACCCCCUGCACGGCCCGGCCUUGUUUGGCCACAACAAGAAGUAUUUGAUGAGAGUCUUCCCUAAAGGAUCACGAAUAACCAGCUCGAACGUCGAUCCAACCUUCCAUUGGCGACAGGGGGCGCAGAUGGUGGCCUUGAACUGGCAGAAGCUCGACAAAGGCAUGAUGCUGAACGAGGGCAUGUUCACCGGUACGAACGGAUGGAUAUUGAAGCCCGAGGGAUACCGUUGUAAUGAGGAGCCCCCGUUGGGAAGCGAUACCUCUGCCGUUGCACCCAAAAGGCAAUGUCUCAACCUCGAGAUCCGCCUCCUCGCAGCGCAGAGGCUACCUUUACCGCCUGACAAAGACGCGUCCUAUCUCACCAGGAUGAAACCGUACAUCAAAAUCCAGCUGCACGUGGACACACAUGGCCCUCCUGGGCAGGGCAAGAACGUGAGUGGGACGAACCCAACUCAAGUCAACACCGAUACAGGUAGCGGUGAAGAAGUCGACGACAAAUACUAUAAGCGGCGGUCAGCAACAUCGAGAAGUGACUGUCCUGUUUUCGGCCACGAACGAAUGAGGUGGUUGAACGUCUCAGAAGUUGUCGAGGAGUUGAGCUUUGUGAGGUACGUGAUUUUCCUGGUCACCUGGCCAGCGACGAUUCCCUUUUGUUGCGAGAACAAGAAGCUCUCCAUCUACCCCAGCCUUCUGAUUGUUGGAUUCGAUAUCCCCCGCUCCUCAGGCCAUCCGAAGCUUGCCUGA